This is a messenger RNA of Cyprinus carpio (common carp), 2092 nucleotides long. RefSeq names its product tumor protein D54-like. Lineage: Eukaryota; Metazoa; Chordata; Actinopteri; Cypriniformes; Cyprinidae. The record is from RefSeq and is a predicted model, not a curated record. Gene Ontology annotation, cellular component: cytoplasm.
GGCGUGGUGACGUCAUAUCCGCGCCCCGGAAGCGCAAGCUCGUCGCUGGUUAAACCUAAAUCUUCUUGUGUAUGUUGCUGAAGUCAGGGAGGGUCAACUUUGUUUUUCCAUCCAUCCCAAAAUAUACGCGGUGACAUUUGUUUACACAUAGGUAAACGUAAUCGAAGGUCGUAUUUUAUCCGAAAUGGACUCCUCUGAGCACGGCCCCUCAGUGUCAUCUACAGGUGUAGCCAGUGGAGGGAAUCUACCACCAGGCCUGACAGAAGAGGAGGCAGAAGAGAUGCAGGUGGAGCUCACCAAGGUGGACGAUGAGAUUCAGACACUGAGACAGGUUCUCGUAGCGAAGGAGAGGCAUGCCGCUGAGCUCAAGCGUCGGCUUGGCAUCAGUCCCAUCUCUGAAAUCAAACAGAACCUCACCAAAGGCUGGCAUGAAGUUCAGUGCUCCAAUGCCUAUAUGAGAACCUCACAAACUCUUGGAGACUUGAAUCGUAGAGUUACCACAUCUAAUGUAUACCUUACAGCUUCUGCCACGCUUGAAGAAAUUGGGCGCUCUGAUGCCUAUAAGAGGACUCAGGAGACUCUGUCUCAGGCAGGUCAGAUGACAUCAGCUGCAUUCUCCUCAAUGGGCUCCGCCAUCAGAAACCAAUUUGGAGAGAUGAGGGCUCUGCCGUACUCUAACUCUGGUAGCAACUUUUCCAUGCGUCACUCUUUAAGUAUGCCAGCUAUGAGAAACUCGCCAAGCUUUAAAACCUUUGAGGACAAAGUGGAAAAUAUGAAGUACAAAGUAAUGGGGCAAUCAAAUGAAGAGACCGACCGUUCACACACCAGCAACAACGCACCCUUCUGAGCAGGAAGCACAGCCUCGUGACCAAGAACUGACUUCUGUGAUUUCUCUAUAAUGCUGUACCCAAAUACACUCCAGUCUCUCCACUGCUAUGUUAACUUUAAAUGAAUGUACAGACAGAAAACAAUGCUUUAAGAAACUAAGAUGCCAACAUGCAAAGAGAUAAUUAUUGCUUUAACAACUGAAGACUGUCACCCUUGCAAAUGCAUUGUAGCCAAAGAAAACCUCUUAAAUUAGAAUGUUAAAAACUGGAUAACCCUUUUUGGGAAUGUUAGGUUUCCUUCUGUGCAUCAAAUUACCUUUACAUGUAUUGUGAUAUUUAAUUUUUUCAAACAACAGGGCUUCUCUGACACUUCAGUAGUAGUAAAUGGUCUGUUACGAUCAGCAUGAAGAGGUGAAAUGUUUGCACAAUUCACUUAGAAUGUCCUAAAACCUGUCAGGCUUCCUCAGCCUGCUUUAUGGCCACUGUUUAUUAUCUUUACAUGCUUCCUACAAUGAAUAUUGCACUGGUUAUUACCCUGCUUGUUACUCAGGGCAAAAGGUGCUAAAGCUUUCCUUGUGACAUGACUUGAGCCCCAGAUGUGUAUCAUCUCUGAAGAUGUGAACUAAAUUAUUCACAUGUAUUUUAUUGUCUUGUAUGUUUUGAGUUUCCCCCAGUUUUCCAUGUUAUAAUAAAACAUAUACUACUGUUUCUUCUUGUUACCUUUAAAAAGUUUAGAAUGAGUUUAAUUAGUUUAAUUAUUCUUUUGGCACAUAAUGAAUAUCUUUGUAGUUUUUCUUUGUCUCAGUAAAUAAGAAAGACUUUUGUCUGGAUAUUUUCCCCUUGGUUACCUAUAUGUUACAUUGCAGUGUCUGGCAUAGAUUGAGCAUUUUCCCUUUUUUCCCCCCAGAGUACAGUAGAGUAAUAAUGACCAUAAAGGAAUUUGGUGAAAAGAUGGUGUAUUACUAAUCAGAUUCAAGAGUAAUAUUUCUAAGAAAGAUUAAAUCUAAUGAUUGUAAUAUUUAAUCAAAUAAUGUGGUGGGCAAAAGGUCAAUUUCACUGUACGGUGAUGGAAAAUACGUUUUUAAUAAAUUUUUUGGUCAGUUUAUUAUUUUUCUUUUGAUUCUUUGUGCUGAUGGGGACUACUGUCCAUACAAUGGUCUGGAAGAGAAUGUUACGAUACUGACCUAACUACUGUAUACAUGUUUGAUGCUUUGUGGCUGUAACGUACUACACCGAUCAGGGUUCAUUAAAGGCAAAGAAAUUAA